Periconia digitata is the source of this 1333-nucleotide messenger RNA. The record is from the annotation of a GenBank genome assembly. NCBI's taxonomy places the organism in Eukaryota, Fungi, Ascomycota, Dothideomycetes, Pleosporales, Periconiaceae.
CCGGCUUUGUCUCACCAUCCUCGGUCGGGGGAGCUUCGCAUCUGGUGUAGUCUUCAGCCUUCCAGCUCUCGUCCGGUGAAUGUGCGAAAUUUUCCUGUUCAGGCAAAUCGGGUAUCAACUUUCCGUGGUGUAAAUGAACGAAGAGGAGAGAUUCACCGGUUUCCAGCAAUGGUUCCGCUUUGUGACCGAACUGGCUCAGUACCUUCUCAGAAAAUCAAUCGAGUUUUGCGGUUUGUUCUCUCCACAGAAUGCCUAUCCUAUGUUUUUAGCCAUGUUUCAUUCUCUCUUUUAUUUUAUUUUCUUCCUCCAACGUAGUGCAAGGUAAUGAUUCACACAGCAUUUACGGAUCUUCCAUUCACAUUAUCUUGCACGUUGAUAUAACAUUUAUAGUCUUAUAUCUUCUGAUGUAGAUAAGCAAGGCAAUAAUUCGUAACUACUGCAUUCACGAAACUAAGCUAGAAUUCUAUAGCAAUGAGCCUUUUUCUUCAGCUUCACACGUAAGCACACAGCCCAAUCGUUUAAGGAGUAAAGACUAGGUUGUGCAAGACAUAUAAAUUGGCAACAGUUUGCUAUAUGUUUUUCAGUAAAUUCACUCAGGCUUGUUUCUCAUUCAUAGCCUCGCCAUCUAUUUCAACUCUAUAUUCAAGAAAUGUCACAAACUACGCAACCCAAUCAUUUUUUGCACGCAACCCCUUCUCAAUGGGACCCCGCGGAGAUACUCAGUCUUAGACCAAAAAUUGAUGGCCGUUUCAACUGCUCAGGGGUCAAAAAGAAGUCUAAUACCCCUUGCCAUUGGGAACUCAGCGAAGACAGCGCAUUGCAUAUUGGUUUUCAACUUGAAAGUAUGUCAAGGCAACGUCCGCAAGAUGCCAUUCAACAUCUAGACGAACUUGCAGCUAGAGCUUUAUGUGACCACCAUCGGGAUCUUCAACAGCGAGUCAAGACGUUCCAAUGGAGAACGGCAAUCGGGAACAUCCAAUUCACCCACGCAUCAUCGGAUAUCUCGGAGUUAGAGGAUCCUUCAACACCGCAACAACCCGAGACAACCCCAACAUCCAUCUCAUCACUUCCAGCCUACAGUACGAUAGCUUCUGGACCUGCUGGCUCAUACUUCCAACGUCAAGGGUGUGAGGAGAGUUUUUCUGCUGCAGAAUCAAACUUCAACCCACUUCAAAAGCAGAUCUGUGAUCUAGAGGAGAAGGUCACGCACCAAACGGACCGCAUCGAUAUUCUUGAGUCUAUCUGCAACGCCAGAUCUUCCGAAAAAACAUCUAGUUCGCCUUGGAAACAUUUGAAGGCUCGCUUUCUGGCUCUUCUCAAGAGACAUGGUUAG